GUGGAGUUUCUCUGCAGUUUGCAUUUUGCACUUUGGCAGUGAUCACGAUGUUCAUAAGCAUUUCUGUCUUUUGAACGAUACAUUACCAAAGGGCUGCGUAGAUUCCCCAACUGGAUUUUCAACAUCCGCAGUUCGUCUUUGAGUGUUCGGGCUCGAAUUGACGACCGGUAUGCGUUCGGCGACCGUCUGAGACUUCGGCCCUUGACUUUUUUGUCGCGGCACGUGCUGACAUCCGGACGUCGAGGCCGUUUUUCACCGGAGAGACUCGCCUGCCGGCCUCACGAUGGCAGACAGCGCCAGCGAGAGCGAUUCCAGCUCGAUCGACGGCGGCCCGAUAAUGAUGCCUCCUUCGCCGAUAACGAGGGAGCAGCUGCAGAAGCGGAUCGAGUCCUUGCAGCAGCAAAACAGAGUGCUUAAAGUCGAGCUUGACACUUACAAGCUCAGGGUGAAAGCGCUCCAAGAAGAGAACAGAUCGCUCAGACAAGCGUCUGUCUUCAUUCAAGCGAAAGCUGAACAAGAAGAGGAAUUUAUUAGCAAUACACUUUUGAAAAAAAUACAAGCUUUGAAAAAAGAAAAAGAGACAUUGGCACACCACUAUGAGCAGGAGGAAGAAUGUCUCACAAAUGAUUUAUCCCGUAAAUUGACUCAGUUAAGGCAAGAAAAGUGUAAGCUGGAACAGACACUUGAACAGGAGCAAGAGUGCCUUGUAAAUAAAUUAAUGCGUAAAAUAGAAAAACUAGAAGCAGAGACUUUGGCAAAACAAAGCAAUUUAGAACAGUUAAGAAGAGAAAAGGUUGAAUUGGAAAAUACAUUAGAACAAGAGCAAGAAGCACUUGUUAACAGGCUGUGGAAAAGAAUGGAUAAGUUAGAAGCUGAAAAGAGGAUGUUGCAAAUCAAAUUAGACCAACCGGUUUCUGAUCCAGCAUCUCCUCGGGACAUGAGCAACGGCGACACUGCUAGCAAUCUAAGCGCUCACAUUCAAACCCUUCGAGGAGAAGUAGCCCGUCUUAGAAUGCAAUUAGCUCAUGCUCAGCAAGAACAUACUGAGAAAAUGGAACGUUACGUUAAGGAGGAAAGGCAUGUCCGCGAGGAGAAUUUAAGGCUCCAGCGCAAGCUUCAGCUAGAAGUGGAAAGACGAGAGGCUCUAUGUAGACAUCUUUCAGAAUCUGAAAGCAGUUUGGAAAUGGAAGAGGAGAGGCAUUACAAUGAAAUGGCUUCUGGCAUUAACAUGCGUUCAAGGACUGAGUCCAGCCCAGGGCCUUUCAUUCCUUCACCAGUUUCUUCAAGACCUCUUAGCCCUGGAGGUACUACCAAAGUUUUACUAUUGCUGUGUCCAGCUCUUAACAACCGGGACGUUGUUAGUGGAAGAUGCUAUGCGUGUGGCAGUUCGAUUUACACUAACGUCUUCCUAGCUAGAAGCUCCUCGCCUCCUGCACCUCCUUUAGUCGGACAUCAUCCAAGAGGGAUUCAGAGGAACCCUGAAAGAUUUAUUAAACCGGCUAUACCACCACCUUACGGCGUAGGAGCGCCCUGUUCUCCUUCACCUGCACCAUCACCAGCAUCACCAAUGGACACAAGUAAAUGUUAAGACUAUAUUGCAGGUGAGAAGUUUUGUAUAUUCAAGUCUUUCUUGUCAAAGAUGAUAGGAUUAUAAUUAUCCAACUGCAGGUUAACAUCAUCAGUUUUGGAUGUUUUUCCUUAUUACUUCAUUUUCUUUGAUUCUUAGGAGUAAAUGCGCCUAAAGGAAGCUUUCAUGCCUGUCAAACAUUAUUUCUAGUAGUUACAAUUUAUUAAUAAGUUGUUUAUCUAAUAUAUUUUGUAAUUCGCUAGUGUUAAUUUAUAUCUUUUUUCCUGUUCUAAUCGUAUCCACAUUCAAAACUUUUUUCGCAUAUUUUAAGUCUUGUAAAUAAUAAAACAAUAAGUUUCAAUUUAUUUUAA
Messenger RNA from Cimex lectularius (bed bug), 1938 nucleotides. Its product is annotated as coiled-coil domain-containing protein 6. The transcript is spliced from 10 exons. Lineage: Eukaryota; Metazoa; Arthropoda; Insecta; Hemiptera; Cimicidae. The record is from RefSeq and is a predicted model, not a curated record. Bases 284 to 1588 code for a protein of 434 amino acids.